This is a messenger RNA of Solanum dulcamara, 1438 nucleotides long. Its product is annotated as chitinase-like protein 1. The transcript is spliced from 4 exons. Lineage: Eukaryota; Viridiplantae; Streptophyta; Magnoliopsida; Solanales; Solanaceae. Gene Ontology annotation, molecular function: chitinase activity. The record is from RefSeq and is a predicted model, not a curated record. Gene Ontology annotation, biological process: cell wall macromolecule catabolic process; chitin catabolic process; carbohydrate metabolic process. The coding region runs from base 116 to 1096 and encodes 326 amino acids.
UCACAUUUAUUGUCUCUUUUUCUUGAAAAAGAUACUCCAUCUAAUCUAACUCUUUUGUAUUGUUUGUACCCAAAGGAAAUUCAUACCCAAUUCUCAUCUCAAAGAAAGAAGAAGAAUGGGGAUGUUGAAAAUGAGGAUGAUUUUUUGUUUGUUGGUAAUAAUUGGGAUUUCGAUAAUUGGUUGUGUGAAUGGAGAUGAGAAUGAGUCAUUCAAGAAGAAACCGACUAUAGUGAAGAUGGUGAAGGGUACUAAGAUGUGUGUGAAGGAUUGGGAGUGUAACAAAUUGUCUAAAUUUUGUUGUAAUUUGACAAUAACUGAUUAUCUCGACACUGACCAAUUUGAGCUCCUUUUCACUAAGAGGAACUCACCCAUUGCUCAUGCUGUUGGAUUCUGGGAUUAUGGAUCUUUUAUCAAUGCUGCAGCACUUUACCAGCCUAUUGGAUUUGGUACUACUGGUGGUAAGAAAAUGCAGAUGAAGGAAAUCGCUGCUUUCCUUGGACAUGUCGGUAGCAAAACGAGUUGUGGUUAUGGAGUCGCCACUGGCGGACCAUUGGCCUGGGGUCUAUGCUAUAACAAGGAAAUGAGUCCCAGCAAAGAUUACUGUGAUGAAUACUUCAAAUUAACCUACCCAUGUACUCCUGGAGCUCGAUAUUAUGGUCGUGGUGCCUUGCCUAUCUACUGGAACUACAAUUAUGGAGCUAUUGGUGAAGCCCUCAAGCUAAAUCUGUUGGACCAUCCCGAAUACAUUGAACAAAAUGCUACCAUGGCUUUCCAGGCUGCAGUUUGGAGGUGGAUGAACCCAAUGAAAAAGGGUCAGCCUUCCGCUCAUGAUGCCUUUGUUGGCAACUGGAAGCCCACAAAGAAUGAUACUUUGUCUAAACGACUUCCUGGUUUUGGUACCACCAUGAACAUUCUCUAUGGUGAUGGUGUUUGUGGCCAAGGUGAUGUUGAUGCAAUGAACAACAUCAUCUCCCAUUACCAGUAUUACCUUGACUUGAUGGGUGUUGGUCGCGAGGAAGCAGGGCCUCACGAAGUACUUGACUGCGGGGAGCAAAAAGCUUUUAACCCAACCGCUGCCUCUGCUGCUGCUUCUUGAGACUUAUGUCAGAUUGGUAAGGCAUGCCUACCUACUUUUGCCCGAAAGAAGCAUAGAAUAAGUGAAGUGAUAUUGUGAAAUGUAUGACGCUGGAACAGAUUGGGAAUCAUAAAAGGAUGCUGCUAUUCUUGUUGUCUAUCAUGUAAUUUUUUGUACUUCAUUUUUUUCUUUUUAUGUUCAUGGUUUGAUUUUAUAUAUAUAUAUACGUACUGGUAAGCUUCUAUAUUGUAAUUUGUAAAACUGUUAAAAGUUGCAAUUCUAUUGCUCUGUUGCAUUUCAUCCCCGGGUUACUGUAAUUUGUAAAACUGUUAAAAGUUGCAAUUCUAUUGCUCUGUUGCAUUU